This is a messenger RNA of Oncorhynchus tshawytscha (Chinook salmon), 1332 nucleotides long. RefSeq names its product transcription factor COE3-like. The transcript is spliced from 6 exons. Gene Ontology annotation, biological process: regulation of transcription by RNA polymerase II. NCBI's taxonomy places the organism in Eukaryota, Metazoa, Chordata, Actinopteri, Salmoniformes, Salmonidae. Bases 637 to 1200 code for a protein of 187 amino acids. Gene Ontology annotation, molecular function: DNA-binding transcription factor activity, RNA polymerase II-specific; RNA polymerase II cis-regulatory region sequence-specific DNA binding. The record is from RefSeq and is a predicted model, not a curated record.
CGUGGGUUUAGAGUUUUGGCUCCCGGGAAAGGUUCCACUCCUCCGGGAUAGAGGGUUGAGUUUUGUAUGCUUCCAUCCCAUUCUGCAAGACGCUAAAGGCCUCUCAUCAACCUCUCCUGUGUCCAGGAACACCUCCGUAGUAAUCAUUUCGUUUAUUUUGUCUUUUGGAGCUGGAGCGCAUUGCCAGAAGUGGUCGAUUCAACUGAAGCUUUUUUGUUGUUGUUGUAAAUGCUUGUUGUAUGAUGACUCCAGCUUGAGGAGCCAUCACCAAAAACAAAAAAGUUUUCUUCAAACGCAUUUCGAAUAAAAACUAGAAUAAAACAGAAGCAACUACAACCAUAUCCUGCUAUUUGAACGACUUCUUCAACGACUAGGAGGAUCACGUUCCAACCAGCUACGGAGAUAGACUACAGUAACUCACUCUGUGAGUUGUUAAUGUCGUGCCAACACAGGACGGGCUCAAGGAGACAGGACUUGUGAACUCAACUGGGACUUUUAUUUCGUUCUACACGUUUUAACUACAACAAACUUAUUUUACUGUUAUUUGUCAACCACCAAGAAGGAAAGAUUGCUCUUCAACAACUACCUUCCUAUUAUUCUCAUUUGGCUGGAGCGGGUUUGUACGAAACUGUUUUAAUGUUUGGAAUUCAGGAAAAUAUUGGCUUACCUAGAGGAGGGACGACUAUGAAAGAGGAACCGCUGGGCAGCGGGAUGAACUCGGUCCGCUCGUGGAUGCACACAUCUGGGGUAGUGGAUGCGAACACAGCCGCCCAAAGCGGUGUGGGUUUGGCUCGGGCACACUACGAGAAGCAACCACCGUCCAACCUCAGAAAAUCCAACUUUUUCCACUUCGUUCUUGCGUUGUAUGACAGACAAGGACAGCCGGUGGAGAUCGAACGGACAGCUUAUGUGGACUUUGUGGAGAAGGACAAAGAACCAAACAGUGAAAAAACUAACAAUGGGAUACACUACAAACUACAGUUACUGUACAGCAACGGUGUCAGAACAGAACAGGAUCUUUUCGUACGAUUAAUCGAUUCCAUGACAAAACAGGCUAUUAUCUAUGAAGGUCAAGACAAAAACCCAGAGAUGUGCCGAGUGCUUCUCACACACGAAAUCAUGUGCAGUCGGUGUUGUGAUAAGAAGAGUUGUGGCAACAGGAACGAGACUCCUUCAGACCCCGUUAUCAUCGACAGGUAAGAAACAGACCGAUGUUCGGUUACAGAUCUUUUCUCUAUUCUGGUUUAGUCGUGUGGCGUGUGCUGUGUGUAUGUGCUGUGUGUAUGUGCUGUGUGUAUGUGCGGAGUGUAUGUGCUGCGUGUAUGUGCUGUG